AUGACACUUCCGCGAAUUUAUCUGCAAUUGACAACGACACCAAUGACAAAUAUCCAUGAAAAUGGUCCUGAACCUCGAAUAGUCGGAGGUGAAGAAGUCGAUAUAAAAUGCUUUCCAUUUCAAGUUGCAAUUCUCGAUAUCAUCGGUCGUCUUACUUGUGGCGGAUCUAUCAUUUCUCCUACAUACAUCUUAACUGCUGCUCAUUGCUUUGAUGGUCUUGAUAAUGAACCCUACGUAGAAGUUCUUAUUGGGUCUUCGGACUUACGUGAUUACGAAGGAAAAUUAUAUAACGUAUCAAGAUACAUCAACCAUCCAAAAUACAACAGAUAUUUCGAUUACGACUUCUCAAUUGUACAACUAAGCUCACGACUUUCCUACAGUGAAACUGUUCAACCAAUUGCGUUGCCAGAAUACCAAGAACCAGAAAUUGUCGGAUCAGAUGCCAUCAUUAGUGGAUAUGGACUUACAAAAAAUCCGCAUGAUUCACCUGAUCCAUAUUAUGGAAGGAAUUCAAAAUUGAGAGCUGUGACGCUUUCAAUUGUGGAUCGUAAUGACUGCAAUGCAAGGUUAACGGGAGUUUAUGGUGGAGCUUAUGAAGUACCGGAAAACAUGUUAUGUGCGGGUGCAAAGAGGGGAAAGGAUGCUUGUCAUGGAGAUGAUGGAGGACCGUUGAUAAUCAAAACAGAAAAAGGACCGAAAUUGAUCGGUGUUUUUAGUUUUGGAUAUCAGUGUGCUACUUUUUAUUAUCCAGCAGCUUUUGCGAAGGUUUCUAUGGUUAGAAAUUGGAUUAAACAAGAGACAGGAGUUUAA
Messenger RNA from Culicoides brevitarsis, 810 nucleotides. RefSeq names its product trypsin-7-like. Gene Ontology annotation, molecular function: serine-type endopeptidase activity. The coding region runs from base 1 to 810 and encodes 269 amino acids. The transcript is spliced from 2 exons. Gene Ontology annotation, biological process: proteolysis. The record is from RefSeq and is a predicted model, not a curated record. Lineage: Eukaryota; Metazoa; Arthropoda; Insecta; Diptera; Ceratopogonidae.